This is a messenger RNA of Lathyrus sativus (Indian pea), 447 nucleotides long. The record is from the annotation of a GenBank genome assembly. NCBI's taxonomy places the organism in Eukaryota, Viridiplantae, Streptophyta, Magnoliopsida, Fabales, Fabaceae.
AUGGAAGAAUUUUUUUGGCAAAAGGAGUCCAGGGUCAAGUGGAAUAUAUUAGGGCAUAGGAAUAUGACCUAUUUCUAUAGAACUUCCAACAUCGAGAAUUCCUCCAAACUCAUCACAUUCAUUGGACAUGAGAACUCUUUGAUCAUCAAUCCUCUUGAGAUUGACAACAUUCUUGUGAAUCAUUUCACCAGUAUCUUUAGAUUUUGUAAUAAUGUGACCAGUAAUGAUCUUAUUGAUCAAACCAUUCCUAGUUUGAUUUCUAAUGCCACUAACAACCUGCUCAUUAUGACUUCUUCUGCCUCUGAGAUAACUAAUGCAAUUUUGUCUCUUAACAAGGAUGAUUCCUCUAGGCCUGAUGAUUUUAGUGCUUUUUUCUUCCAAACUUAUUGGGAUACUAUCAAAGAUGGUGUGAUUGGUGUCAUUCUUCAAUUCUUUAUCUCUAACUAG